Doryrhamphus excisus (bluestripe pipefish) is the source of this 3024-nucleotide messenger RNA. The record is from RefSeq and is a predicted model, not a curated record. NCBI's taxonomy places the organism in Eukaryota, Metazoa, Chordata, Actinopteri, Syngnathiformes, Syngnathidae.
UGUUCAUGAAGUAAGCUGCCUCUGCGCCCUUAUAGUAGUUGAACCACACAGUGCCUUGAAACUGGUCCCCGGCAUCCAGCAGCAACACGUUCUUCUCCUUCCUGCGGAUCUCAGACACCUUCGUGAAGCGGCGAGCCACCCCGGCGAAGCAGGGGCUCCCGGUCAUGCACUUCCCGGAAUCUUCGCUGGUCUCCUCGAUCCGUGCGUGGUUGUCGUUUGUGUGCAGCAGGGUCAGCUCGAAGCUCGAACCCACGGCCGAUGUAUGGAACAACAGCAGCAAGUGGAGACCAGCACAGACAGGUUUCCACGGCAUGGUGAUUUCGGAUAUCUUGAAAAUCCAAACAUGGCUGACCUAGCAGCUCAGCGUGGCCGCCUCCCCCCCAUGUGACAUCUCAUUAUCACUUGGACGAGAUGAAGACGAAUCCUGCAGCGGAGGUUUUUGGGGAGUCACCACUGCCUCGACUUCCUGGACCACAAGAACUGAAAGAUGACCAAUGCAAAUGUUGCUGCUGAUGGAAACAUCUCACAUUUUCACCCACUAGGAGGGGGGGUCCAAGGAGACAGCACCUCUGGAGAACCUGUUGCCCUUCAUGCGGAUUAUGUCCCCCACAUACUGGAAGAGCAGGACAUCAUGAUUGGUCUUGUCAGGAUGAAGAAGAGUGAACUUUUUUUCACACGAGGACUGGAUUACAAGUGAAAGUAAAAGGGCAUUUUCAAUGUGAUGGCGUCUUUUGCGUAAUUCCACCCCAAACAUGUCAGACGGUGGGCAGACAAUGAGAAAAAAGUGACUGACAAGUGAUGGAGGUCGCCGGUCAAGUGGAGCCCACCCAGCCGGUGAACGCCUCCAACCUCAGCCUGCCGGAGGAUGCGUCCGAGGCGGGCUCAGGCGCGCACAGCCUCGCCUACCAGAUCAGCUUGGCGUCUCUGCUGUCCGCCAUCACUCUGGCCACCAGUCUCUCCAACGCCUUCGUCAUCGCCACCAUCUCCCAGUCUAAGAAGCUCCAGACGCCAGCCAACUUCCUCAUCGCCUCCCUGGCUGUCACCGACCUGCUGGUGUCCAUCCUGGUCAUGCCCGUGUGCGUCCUCUACACGGUCAUCCACGAAUGGACGCUGGGUCAGGUGAUUUGCGACAUCUGGCUCUCGUCGGAUAUCACCUGCUGCACGGCGUCCAUUCUCCACCUGUGCGUCAUCGCUUUGGACCGCUACUGGGCCAUCACGGACGCAGUGGAGUACUCCAAGAAGCGCACGCCGGGACGCGCGGCAGGCAUGGUGGCCACCGCCUGGGUGAUCGCUAUCUCCAUUUCGCUUCCUCCUCUCUUCUGGAGGCAAGUGAAAGCGGAUGAGUUGACAAGCUGCAGCGUCAACACGGACCACAUCUUUUACACUAUCUACUCCACCUUCGGCGCCUUUUACAUUCCCACCUUGCUGCUCAUCGUCCUCUACGGGCGCAUCUACGUGGAAGCACGCAAGCGCAUCCUUAAGCAGUCCCCCAAGCGGAAGAAGAGGAAGACGCCUGGUAAGAGGCUCACCUCGGCGUACUUGGCAACAGGCUCCCCCAGCUCCAACGCCUCCACCAGCCCCUUGCAAGGAGGGAGACUGCAGGAUGCUCCGUCCAGCGACACUAACUCGUCCACCAGCGAGAACCAGGUGAAGGUCACUCUGUCUGACGCUGCUCUCGAGAAAAAGCGCAUCUCUGCAGCCAGGGAGAGGAAGGCCACCAAGACUUUGGGGAUCAUCCUGGGGGCUUACAUCAUCUGCUGGCUGCCAUUCUUCAUCUACACGCUGGUGGUGGCCAUAUGUGACACCUGUACCAUACCCGAGCUCUUUGAUUUCUUCACCUGGCUGGGCUACCUGAACUCCCUCAUCAACCCCAUCAUUUACACCAUGUCCAACGAGGACUUCAAGAAGGCUUUCCACAAACUGGUGCGCUUUAGGUGCUGCAGGGGCUGAUCCUUUCUGUUGUUUAUUGAAAAAAAAUUGAAUAAGAUGAUGCCAUAACUAAUAUUUGAAAGCCAUGAGUGUGGAAAACAUCAGGGCAAGAGUCUAGUAUGAUUCAAUCUGCUAAAAAAAAAUAAAAUAUAAGAUAAAUCAUUGCAACAUUACUUGCAUAAUCUAAUGACAUCCAAUGCAAGAGUUAAUAUAAAAAUUUAGUGUAAUAUCAUCGUGUUCAUUGAGUAGGGUUUCUGUUAUUGUCAUGCAUCCACAGUAACACAUGUAUUUUUUGAUUAAUCUAAAAAAUAUAAUCAUUAUAAUACAAAAGUGUCAAAUAAAAAAGAUUAUUAUUUAUUUUUUUAAAUUUUCGUUUUAUUUAUUUUGUUUUUUAUUUAUUCUAUUUUCUAGUAAUUUAUUAUUUUGUUAUGUAUUAUUUUGUAAUCUUGUUUUGUAUACCAUUAGGUGAUUACUGACACUUUAUGUUGAUUGUGUUAUUUAAUAUUUUAUGACCAAUUAAUAUAAUUUAACUUUUAAUUUUAUUAUUAUUUUUGUAUUAUUUAUUUUUUUAAUGUAGCACUUGUAUUGGAUCCAUUUAGAUUGGCACUGAAAAUACAGCAGUUAGCCGUACGUUAUAUUUUAACGUAAUAUAAUUGAAUAAUGGUAAUUUCUUUUUUAUUCCAUUAUUUAUGUAUUUAUUUCCCCUUGAAGAAGCUGUUGUAUUGGAUCCCAUUAGAUUGUGCAAGUAGUCAAUCGGUCAUCAUAAACCUUUGCACAAUUGUGACUCAUGCAAAUGUAUGUGUCUUGGUAUAUUUUGGAGAAACGAUCAUCUUUGAUAUCAUGGUUCAGCUUCUUAUGUUUUAUUAUGUCACACGGCUGGAAAAAAAAAUGUUAAAUGAAAGAUUCAUGCUGUGUGUGCUGCUAUCGACUGUGUGUGUGUGUGUGUUGACUGCUGUUUGACCCUCACACGCGAACAUUCAUCUCGUUCCUCUCGGAGAUGCUGUGCAAUAAAGACUUUCAAGUAUUUGUUGGGCCUAUUCUGUGAGAUUUGGAUGCGUGUCCUUUUUUGGAAUUUAUCUUGGUGUAAUUCCACGC